GAUCCUCAACCGUUGCGCACAUAGAGUAGCUCCAUCAAAAAUGGUUUUAAGAGAAUACCAAAUUCCCCUUCCAAUUUCUGUUGAGGAGUAUCGAAUUGGWCAGUUGUAUGCUGUAGCCGAAGCAAGCAAGAACGAAACUGGAGGAGGAGAAGGAAUUGAAAUUGUGAAAAAUGAGCCUUAUGAAGCAGACUCAGACUAUGCCAAAACAACCGGUAACGAACCUGGGCAGUACACUCACAAGAUUUUCCAUCUAGCAAGCAAAGUCCCCUUCUUUGUUCGUAUGUUAGCUCCUGAAGGUGCUUUAGAAGUACACGAAAAGGCAUGGAAUGCUUACCCUUAUUGUGUAACGAAGUACAGUAACCCUUACAUGAAAGAGAGUUUCCACAUCACAAUACUUACUUGGCACAAAGAUGGCCUGCCAGAGGAAAAUGUGAAUGCUCAUAAUUUAACUCAAAGGGAGUUAGCAAGCAGAAAAAUAAUUUCAAUAGAUAUUGCAAACAAUUGCGAAGUACCUCCUGGUGAUUAUAAAGAGAACGAAGACCCAAGCACAUUUCAUUCCAUCAAAACAGGACGUGGACCUUUGGGAAAAGACUGGAAGAACAAGGAUGACUAUCCAAUAAUGACAUGUUACAAGCUUUACGAUGUGGAAUUCGUUUGGUGGGGUUUGCAAGGAAGAGUGGAAAGCGCAAUUAUGGGAGGUGUUGAACGUCUUCUUCGUAACUUCCAYCGUCAGCUGUUUUGUUGGAUUGACGAUUGGUUUGGAAUGACAAUUGACGAUAUCAGGAAAAUAGAAGACGAUACAAAGGCAGAACUGGAAGACUUACGAUCACAAGGUGAAGUUAGAGGAAUGAAAGUUCAAAAAUGAACACRGCAAAAAUG
Messenger RNA from Exaiptasia diaphana, 879 nucleotides. RefSeq names its product phosphatidylinositol transfer protein alpha isoform. Gene Ontology annotation, cellular component: cytoplasm. The record is from RefSeq and is a predicted model, not a curated record. Gene Ontology annotation, molecular function: phosphatidylinositol binding; phosphatidylcholine binding; phosphatidylcholine intramembrane carrier activity. Lineage: Eukaryota; Metazoa; Cnidaria; Anthozoa; Actiniaria; Aiptasiidae. The coding region runs from base 41 to 865 and encodes 274 amino acids. Gene Ontology annotation, biological process: phospholipid transport. The transcript has a single exon.